This is a messenger RNA of Linum tenue, 831 nucleotides long. The record is from the annotation of a GenBank genome assembly. NCBI's taxonomy places the organism in Eukaryota, Viridiplantae, Streptophyta, Magnoliopsida, Malpighiales, Linaceae.
AUGGCGUCGACGGAGCCGCCGGCACCACAACAAUACCAGCAAUCUUCAUCGGAGUACUACAACGAGCCGGAACCCGAGCCCAAGUACAAAGGCGUGAGGAAGCGGAAGUGGGGGAAGUGGGUCUCCGAGAUCCGCCUCCCCAACAGCCGGGAGCGGAUAUGGCUCGGCUCCUACACCUCCCCGGAAAAAGCGGCCCGCGCAUUCGACGCCGCCCUCUUCUGCCUCCGCGGGCCCGCCGCCCGCUUCAACUUCCCCGACGACCCACCGACGCCAGCCCUCCUCGGCUCCGACUCGGGCCGGGGCCGGUCGCUCAGCCCACAGGAGAUCCAGGCCCUGGCGGUCCGGUACGCCAAUAAUUACAACCAUGCCACUACGCAAGCAACAAGAGGAGGAGAAGAAGAAGCCACUAGAACAACAACAACAACAACAUUAUCGCCACGUGCGGGAAAUGGCGGGGGGGCCUACUACUCCAAUGCGGGGUCGGAUGAGGACGGGCCCGCACGUGUCGCCGCCGCCACCACCAGCAGCAGUGAUACGACGAUAGAUUGGUCGUUUUUGGGAAUACUGGAUUCCCGCGAACAAGGUGCUGCUACUACUAGUGCUGCGACGUCGGAUCACCAUUUUGAGCUGUUCUCCGGGAUGGACAAUAUGAGCAUGAGCGUGGAUAUGAAUAUGGGCGGCGGGGAUUAUUACCACGACCCGCACCACAUGGUUUUGGAUGGUAAUAAUGACGUCAUUAAUGGGGAUUAUUACUACCACCAUCACGACGAGGCGGUCGGGUACGACGUCGACGGGGGUUAUUCGCAGUCCUCGUUUCUGUGGAACUUCUGA